Messenger RNA from Hevea brasiliensis (rubber tree), 1783 nucleotides. RefSeq names its product zeatin O-glucosyltransferase-like. The transcript has a single exon. The record is from RefSeq and is a predicted model, not a curated record. Gene Ontology annotation, molecular function: UDP-glycosyltransferase activity. NCBI's taxonomy places the organism in Eukaryota, Viridiplantae, Streptophyta, Magnoliopsida, Malpighiales, Euphorbiaceae. The coding region runs from base 142 to 1602 and encodes 486 amino acids.
UAUUAUAUAGAUUAGAGAAUUAUAUCAUAUCCCCUUAUAAAAAGGUUCCCAAAACAACCAAGAAAAAACCAGAAUCCAAGUUCAUGGAAAACACAUAAUUAACCUAUAUAUCCUAAAACCCAAUUCUCCAAAUGUCAUCAUAUGACUAACCACCAAAACCAACGAGUCCAUGCUCUUAAUGGCCAAGAUGGCCCAAAACAAUCACAAGUAGUUGUGGUUAUGGUGCCGCUACCAGCACAAGGUCACCUCAACCAGCUCCUCGAACUCUCCAGGCUCAUCCAGUCUUACAGCAUACCGGUCCACCUCGUCGGCACCACCACCCACAACACCCAGGCCAAGCUACGCGUUAAUGGGUGGGAUGUACGCGCCAUCACUAAUAUCCAUUUCCAUGACUUUGAAAUCCCUCCUUUUGCUUCCCCUACUCCCAACCCAAAUGCUAAGAACAAGUUCCCUGCUCAUUUGAUACCUGCUUUCAAACAUGCCUCAUCUCAUCUUCGAGAGCCUGUGUCUGUGCUUCUGCGUUCACUUUCGAGCAAAGCAAGAAAAGUCAUAGUUAUCCAUGAUUCUCUCAUGGCGUCUGUUAUACAAGAAGUUCAAUUAAUUUCCAACGCAGAGUCCUACAAUUUCCAUAGCGUAUCUGCUUUUACCAUGUGCUUGUAUCAACGGGAAAGAAUGGGGAGACAUAAUAUUCAUGAAAAUGGGGUGAUCCCAGAAGAAAUUCCCACUCUUGAAGGGUGCUUCACUGAUGAGUUCUCUGAUUUUAUUGAUUCUCAAUAUCAGUUCCAUAAGCUCGAUUCAGGGCGUGUAUACAACACAUGCAGAUUGAUAGAAGGUGCUUUCAUGGACUUGGUCGAGAAAGAACAGAAUGAAACAACAGAGGGAAGUACUAAGAAGAAGCAUUGGGCUUUAGGGCCUUUUAAUCCAGUAAUUAUACCUGCAGAGAGAAAAGGCUCAGAUGGAAAACAUUUUUGCUUGGAAUGGCUGGACAAACAAGCAAGAAACUCAGUGAUUUACGUGUCUUUUGGUACUACAACAGCCAUGAACAACGAACAAAUCGAGCAGCUAGCAAUUGGGUUGAAGCAAAGUGGCCAAAAGUUCAUUUGGGUGCUGAGAGAUGCUGACAAAGGAGAUGUUUUCAAAGGAGAAAAUGAAAGAAAAGCUGAGCUCCCAAUAGGGUAUGAGAAUUCAGUGGAUGGCGUGGGAUUGGUGUUGAGAGAUUGGGUGCCCCAACUGGAGAUUUUAUCCCACCCAGCAACAGGAGGUUUUAUGAGCCACUGUGGGUGGAAUUCUUGCAUGGAAAGCAUCACCAUGGGAGUGCCAAUUGCAGCUUGGCCAAUGCAUUCAGAUCAACCAAGAAACGCAGUCCUAAUAACAGAGUUGCUUAAGAUUGGUGUUACUGUUAAGGAAUGGGCGCGCAGAGAUGAGAUUGUCACAGCAAAGAUGGUUGAAAGUUCUGUAAAGAGGCUAAUGGCUUCAGACGAAGGAGAUGGAAUGAAAAAGAGAGCAGCAGAACUGGGUGAGUCUGUCCGGCUAUCAAUGGCUGAAGGUGGAGCUUCUCGCAUGGAGAUAGAUUCUUUCAUUGCCCAUAUCUCAAGUUAUUAAGCUUAAUUAGCUAGUUUUGUUAAAAGUUUAUCAUAUUUUAUAUUUCAGCUCCAAUCAGAUUUUUAAAGUGUGUGGCUGUGUGCUCAUUUUUUCUUUCUUUUGGGAAAUAAUUUAAAAUCUUUGAUCUUGUGUCAAACAUGUAUUUAGAUUCACUUUUUAAUUUAAAUUUAUUAAUUCUCAA